Messenger RNA from Danio rerio (zebrafish), 2450 nucleotides. The record is from RefSeq and is a predicted model, not a curated record. NCBI's taxonomy places the organism in Eukaryota, Metazoa, Chordata, Actinopteri, Cypriniformes, Danionidae.
UGCAUGUCAUUUUUCUCACCAAUGUGCUGCGCUGGGGAGUUUGCAGAGCUCACAGUUUGCUUCAGGGACCAACAUUUCAGCUCAUUUGAGACCUCAUCCCAGCUCAGGCCGGCUGCAGGCUUGGUAGUGAAUUUCGACGUUGAAGUUCAAUUAAGCAUCUAGCCACAAGGGCUAUGAAGCUGGUUGCAGGGUUAGCCGUGCUGUGGCUGUGGGUUGCGGAGGCCUUGGAAAACUGCCCCAGUGCUUGUAAAUGUAGCCAGAAAUCCAGUACGGAAAAGACUGAAGUCAACUGUCAGAAAAGGGGGCUUCAGAGCAUCCCAGCCAAACUCCCUCUUGACUCGUGGAUCCUGAAAAUGGGCGAAAACUUUCUGCAGGACCUGCCAGGCAGCCUCCUGAGCUCCGUUCCAAAAAUCGAGAGUGUAAAGUUGGAGCGAAACUCAAUUAAAUCAAUACACCCUCAGGCAUUUGCUGGAGCUCAGCGUCUAAUGCUUUUGAAUUUACAAGGAAACCGAAUAUCCAAGAUCCCAGUGAAGGGCUUCAAAGAUCUCCUAAACCUGCGUUUUCUCAUGCUGGGCCAGAAUCAGAUAGCUAACCUCAAACCUAACAUGUUUAUUGGAAUGAGGAACCUGUCAGAGUUGGAUCUGCCCCUGAAUGCUCUUACUGCUCUUCCACCAAAUGCAUUCAAACCUCUGAUUGCCCUCAAAGUCCUGGACCUAUCUUUGAACCGCAUCCAACGAAUCUCACCCAAAGCCUUUGUUGGACUCGAAGAGUUGCUUUUUCUCAACAUGGACAACAACAAGCUGAAGAGUAUCCAAGCUGGUACGUUUGGACCCCUGACUGGUCUUGAGAUGCUGGUGCUAGACAACAAUUUGCUCUCCACACUAACUGUGUCCACUCUGGAGGGUCUUUCAAACCUGCAGGAGCUUUAUGUCAGAAAGAACGAAAUUGAGAGCCUGCCUGCAGAUGUUUUUCUCCACACACCUAAACUGACUCACGUGGGCUUAAGUGGGAAUCGACUUCAUGCAAUUGAUGGCAACAUGCUAGCCAACAUGCAAGGGUUGAAGGAGGUGUUUCUGCACGAUAACCCAUGGAAAUGUGACUGCAGUAUCAACUCGCUGGUACAUUACCUGGCCCAGACGAAGACCAACCAUUCUCCACGGCAGAGACUUCGGUGCGCUAGCCCUGAAGAGUUUCGUGACAGAGCCAUCCAGGAGCUGAAAUCAGAGGAACUUUCCUGCAAGGCCUAGAAAAUCCUCACGUCUGAUAUCAUGUCACGAACAACCUCCAAAAGUUCGCAGCACAGCAUGAUAUUUCCUGCAACUGAAUGGUGAGGCUUCACACAACUCCAACCACAAUGACUUUGACAGGUUAAUGAUAGUGCGGCUGUUCUACAAAUAAUCAUAAUUUUCACCCACACCAGUUGACUAUUUUCAGGCCACCUGGAGAGCAGCACAUCCUACAAAACUGAGGAAGAAGUGUGCAUUUGUUAUUCGGAUAAAAUAUAUAUUUUAAACACUUUUCUCAGAUUUGUUAUACAGUAUUUUUAUGCAUUAUUUAUCUGGAUUGGAGUUUAUAAGGUGCAAUGGGCUAAAUGCACAGAAAGUGUUUUUCAGCCACAGAUGAAAGGUUAAUGUGACCAUUUUCAAUUUCAGAAGGUUAAUGAUAAUGUAAUUUAAUUAAAAUAUACUCAGUUAAAUAGACUUAAGCGUUCAUUUAGUUAUUCAAGCAUAAAACGAGAUGAAAGGCCAUUUAAAUGCAAGCACCAGGCAAUCAUUGAAACUCUAUUGAAAAUACUUUGGUAAAAUAAAUUUCCAUUUUUUAAAGAAAUGGCGCAGAACAAUAGAAUGUGACGGAGUGCUUCUUGUCCAGUCUGAGAGACACUUUAUAAUGUAUAUCAAUCAAUAAGGCAGUAAAUAUCUUUUUUUUUUAAUUAAAUCAUAUUAUGGCAAUAAAAAAAAAAUAAAACAAUUAAAAAUCCCUGUGCAUAUACCCUAUUUUAGCUAGCCAUUAACUACUAUAACUGAUAAACUACUAAUUUGCUGCUUUUCAAUAGAUAUUUUAAUAUUAAUAGAUAAUUUAUUAAUAUUGAUAGAUUAUUAAUAUUUACAGUAAGCUAGUAGUUGGGUUUAGGUAUUGGUUAGCAUUAAUAUUAUAUAAUAAAAUUAUACUUUAAGUACAAAUAAACAGACUAUAUCUUAAUAUAAGCAGGUAAUAAGCAAUUGGUUAGUAGUGACAAUUGGUACUUAAACUAAAGUGUUACUCUAAAGGGCUUUUUAUUGUUCUUCAGUGUCUAGAAAUGCUCUGAAAAUAUAAUCUAUUUAAAUAAUGUUAGUAGGCAAGUAUAACAGCUUGUAUUUUUUUAAAUGCCAUUAAGCCCUUGCUUAAAAUGAUUUAUCUAUGUGAUGUAUACAAUAUGUACACAAUAAACGCAGCUUGAGACUGGAAAUGCA